Messenger RNA from Numida meleagris (helmeted guineafowl), 4001 nucleotides. It is a transcript of the gene WNT8A, whose product is annotated as Wnt family member 8A. The coding region runs from base 1577 to 2650 and encodes 357 amino acids. Gene Ontology annotation, cellular component: extracellular region. The transcript has 6 exons. NCBI's taxonomy places the organism in Eukaryota, Metazoa, Chordata, Aves, Galliformes, Numididae. The record is from RefSeq and is a predicted model, not a curated record. Gene Ontology annotation, molecular function: frizzled binding; cytokine activity. Gene Ontology annotation, biological process: neuron differentiation; cell fate commitment; multicellular organism development.
UUAAUCAAUGAACCUCGCUGAUACAUGGCAAACACUUCAUUCCCAGUAACUGUCCUUUGACAGCUCUAACAAGUGGGAUCUGCUCGGGAUGGUAAUGAUUACAGUGCUGACUCACAGAGUGUUUUGCCGUGCUGGCAGGAGCGCACCAGCGUGGUGCUCACUUGGAAGGCAUUUUGCAUUUUGAACCAAUCUGCAUUUUUAAUGCUCUGACUGCCAGCGGUUUUUGGUGGCUUUGCGGUGCUGAGUCCUGGUUUCCCUCCAGCAGGGGCUGGAUGGGGAUGUUCCUCUCGCUUGGUGCCCAGUGAGGGGAGCAAGGUGGGGGUGUCCAUGGGCUCUCCAUGAUCAGGAGCUCCACGUGGGCUCCUCACCGCGCUCACACACACAUCAUGGGCAGACCACUGAGCACGUUUAAGACACAGUCUGUUCCAGCCCCUGGUGCAGUCCAAACCUCCACUUUGUAGCCCCUCUCAGUGCAUCACCUUGCAGCAACAGCAUGCUGCAAGGAGCCCAAGUGUCAGCACCUCAAUGGGGAAAUGAGAGCAUCAGGACAGGGACGGCCCUGCGCAGGGUGAGCCAGCCUGGCUGGGGCUUCUCAGCCACAGGAAAACCAGCCGAGAAGUUUCCGUGAACAAAGUCUUGCUGCUGCUCCAUUACAGCUCCCGCAGCCCUUAAUGACCGUGACUAUGAAGAGGCCUUUUGGUUUUCCUCUGAUAAGGAUUUUCCCUUCCAAGCACACGGGGAUGAAGCGGAGGGGCCGAGGCAGUGCUCACGUGUGCGGAGCAGCUAGAAGCCAGGGCAGACCUCGCUGCAGGGAAAUUGCAACCCCCGGAAAACUGUUCCCCUAAUUACAGCCUUGAAGCAUGGAGCAAACCACAUAAGUGAUUCACACAGCGUUCCCAAGCUGCAGCCGCGUGAAUUGGAGAGAUUUCCAAACACUGCCGCGACGUGCACGCUAUUAUCAGGAUGGAAAUACGGAAAUUUUCAUCAUAAGGAGGCAAGGAGGGGAAAAAAACACCAUUAAAUGAAUCUCUUCGAGUCAAGAAGACCUGAGAGGUGUGUCCCCGGUGGAUCUGCGUAGGACAUAGAGCUCUCAUGGCAGGGAGCAGGCUGGCAGGGCACUGUAGAAAUGCUUGGGUUUGUUAUCGCAGAGCUCAGGGCCCGGCCUCUGCUCGUGAGCGGGGUGUGAAAGGGAGCAGGCAAGUGCACUUGGGGAGGGAGAAAGGGAUGGAGCUGGCGUGGAGUGGAGUUAAAAGUGGCCCAUUGUUAGGGAAGUUUGCUCUCCUCACAUCAUCACAGCUCCCAGCGACACCGCUCUGCCUUUUGAAGUGCAACAUUAGGCGUUUCCUUGUCACCCAUUGGCGCAGGAGCUUUUUUACCACAUUAAGUCAUUGGGUAGCAAAUGAAUGGGGGGUUUUGACUAUGCAGAACUUCACCUUAUAAAUAUCAGGGUUGCAGGUUCCUGCAGCUUUCCUGGACCCGAAUAUCUGGAGAUACGUCGGGACACGGCGCGGCAAGGCAGCCCUGCCAGGGACCUGCGGGAUCAGCGGAGGGAGCCGGGUCCCACACUCUGACAGCCAUGAGGGGCAGCACCUUCCUCCUCCUCUCCAUCGUGGGCAUCUACGGUGCUGUUCUCAACGCAGCCGCAUGGUCAGUGAAUAACUUUCUGAUGACAGGACCUAAGGCGUACCUGACGUACUCCAGCAGCGUGGCGGCGGGCGCCCAGAGCGGGAUGGAGGAGUGCAAGUUCCAGUUCGGAUGGGAGCGCUGGAACUGCCCCGAGAGCGCGCUGCAGCUCUCCACCCACAACCGCCUGCGCAGCGCUACUAGAGAGACGUCCUUUGUGCACGCCAUCAGCUCCGCUGGCGUCAUGUACACCCUGACCAGGAACUGCAGCAUGGGCGACUUCGAGAGCUGCGGCUGCGACGACUCCAGGAACGGGCGCGUUGGUGGCCGAGGCUGGGUCUGGGGAGGCUGCAGCGACAAUGUGGAGUUUGGGGAGAGGAUUUCCAAGCUCUUUGUGGAUGCUUUGGAAACAGGACAUGAUACUCGCGCCCUCAUCAACCUGCACAACAACGAAGUUGGGAGACUUGCUGUGAAAGCCACGAUGAAGCGAGCCUGCAAGUGCCAUGGGGUGUCAGGCAGCUGCAGCAUCCAGACGUGCUGGCUCCAGCUCGCUGACUUUCGGGAGAUCGGCAACUACCUGAAGAUCAAAUAUGACCAAGCCCACAAGCUGGAGAUGGACAAGAGGCGGAUGAGAGCCGGCAACAGUGCCGACAGCCGUGGGGCCACAGCCGAGACCUUCCACCACGUCCACUCCACAGAGCUCGUCUUCCUGGAGGACUCCCCCGACUACUGCACGAGGAACGCCAGCCUGGGCCACCACGGCACCGAGGGCCGCGAGUGCCUGCAGACCGGCAAGAACCUCUCACAGUGGGAGCGGAGGAGCUGCCGGCGGCUCUGCACAGAGUGCGGCCUCAGAGUGGAGGAGAGGAGGACAGAGGUGGUCAGCAGCUGCAACUGCAAGUUCCACUGGUGCUGCACGGUGCGGUGUGAGCAGUGCCGGCAGCUGGUGGCCAAGCACUUCUGCGCCCGCCGCGAUGCUGCUGUUGUCAACUACACCAAGCGGCGGAACAAAGGCCACAAGAGAUAGGGGGAGGCCGGCAACCACGCCUGCCAGGCGGACCUGUGGGCUUCUCCACCUGUGGUGGCCCUUGCCGUAGCUGAGCUUGGGAAGGAGCCUUCCCCAGGGAAGUCACUUUAUAUCUGACAGCGGGAAGAAUUUCACUUUUUUGAUGGGUUCUGCUCACCGCACCGCCGCCAGCUGAGGCCAAGCAGUGUUAGCGUGGGUGGGACAGGCACCAUGGCCAGGGCUGGUCCCGUUGGGCUGCUCCAUUUCUGCGCAAGCACCACAACCCCAGCCCCCCUGUUCCUGCACAGGCGCUGCAUGGAAGAGCUCCUGGUGGGGAAACUUGUGCACUUUCUGAUGUGAGAGGGUUUUCCGGGCGCUGCUGUUUGCAUUAGCACAGCUGCAGCUUUUUGAGGGCAUCAGUAGGUUUAAGGACUGUGUUUGCAGGGUUGUUUUUUUCUUUUUAAAAUUUCGUGGUUUGGUACCAGACCCUCUACCUGAAUGGAUAACAGCUUCACGUGUUUGUACCAGGUGAAAUUAAUUUGUUUACAAUUCCUUUACUUUUUUAGAAACCGACAUAGCAAAUAAGAAUUCAGAACUCUUUAUGCCUAAUGCUGCUUGUUAAGAAGCUGUAUUGUUGCUUGGCACAAUCUGUUUUCUCUCCUAUUUUGAAGGCAUCCCUAAAGAGUUAGACGUCAGCCUGUAUUUUACAAUAAACACCGUAAUGAAAACAAGUGGCUUUUUCCUUUCAGACUUCCCAGCAGCACUCCAGGUGUAAAACUGCCCAUUUCAAAAGCACAACACCUCCCAGAUUCCCCAUCGCUAAUCCAAAAAGUCACCAAGAAGCCUUUCCCCCCCAGACCUCAAUGAAACUUGGCCGCAGCCAUAACUCCCUGCAGGGUUUGCAGUGACACCCAUGCUGUGAUACCCAACCCUCCUCGGGUGCUGAUUGCACAGGGUCGCACCGGCCCCAGCCCAUUUUGAAGCUCUGAUGCCUCUUUAAUUUGUCUGUAGCCUCACAUCCCCAGACAGCGUGAGGCAGCCCCGCUUUGAUGUGGAAAGCAUCGGUGCUGCUGCACAAUUCUCCCAGGCACGAGAGGAGCGCUUUGAACUCGGGGCAGGGGGGAGAAAACCUGGGGCCAGCUGGGAACGUGCGUGCUGCUCCCCUGCUGCUCGGUGGGAGCCCUGGUGGGACCCCCCCAUCAGGCAGCCCCAGGGGUCUCAGCGCUGGGGGGAGCAGCGGUGCACACCUUGCACACGUGUUUUGAUGCUUUGUGCGCCCGCACCAUGAUGCUCCCGGUGCAAACACAGCCACUGCCCAAGGUGCAAAACACACACACGCUGGGAGCAGGGCUGACGUGAGUUUAUUCUUGCA